GGCCAUCAGCAUCCUAUGGGCUUCCAUUUCUGCUUUGCUUUGUUUCACGAGGACAAACUUCAGAGGAAACAACUGGUCAAAGUGUACAGAUGGUUUCUAUGGCUCUUGAUAUGUUCUGUCAGAUCGCUGUCUACCAAGGGGUUGGCCCUCGUGACAUGCAGCUGUGUCAGGAUCUUGCGCCUCCCACCAGGAAUAUUGCUGAACUCAGAACACCAGCAAAGCCGCGAUCUCCCGGCAGCUGAGCAUGGAUGGGCCACACUGAUCACCCGGCAGCGACUGGCACAUGCUGUGAUUUCAGCGUCUCCACCGCUCCCUCUGGAGGACUCAGGUACAUCCUUCCAUUCAUUCGCCAAAAACCUGAGCAUCAACUGUGAACACAGCUGUGCUGCCAGGAGGCCCGGGAGGCCACCUUGUGACGCCAGCCGUGGGACCUGGCAGGAAAAGCAUGAGACAGAAGUGAAGUCUGUAAGAAGAUGCUGGGGCCUGCUUGCAGCCGGACCUUUGAGGGAGCAUUUCUUCAAUGAACAGCGGGAUGGAUCAUUGAAGCAUAACCUGAAGGAUCUCAGAGUGCGGUCGGUGGACCAGAGCGUCAGCAUCAGCUGUGAGGUGGAGCAGUGGGAUUCAGAUGAGCCCAUCCCCAGGAAGGAGCUGGAGCGAGGAGUGGCCGGGGCACAUGGCCUGCUUUGCCUCCUCACAGAGCAGGUGGACAGAAAGCUGCUGGACGCCGCAGGAGCCAAUCUCAAAGUCAUCAGCACAAUGUCUGUGGGCGUCGACCACUUGGCUUUGGAUGAAAUCAAGAAGCGUGGGAUCCGUGUGGGCUACACCCCAGAUGUCCUGACAGACGCCACCGCGGAACUCGCUGUCUCCCUGCUGCUCACCACCAGUCGCCGGCUGCCGGAGGCCAUUGAGGAAGUGAAGAAUGGUGGCUGGACCGCGUGGAAGCCCCUGUGGAUGUGUGGCUACGGCCUCACGAAGAGCACCGUGGGCAUCAUCGGGCUGGGGCGCAUAGGCCAGGCCAUUGCUCGGCGACUGAAGCCAUUUGGUGUCCAGAGAUUUCUAUACUCAGGGCGCCAGCCCAAGCCUCAGGAAGCAGCAGAAUUCCAGGCAGAGUUUGUGCCCACCUCCCAGCUGGCUGCUGAGGCCGAUUUCAUCGUUGUGACCUGCUCCUUAACGCCUGAAACCAAGGGCCUCUGCAACAAGGACUUCUUCCGGCUGAUGAAGAAAACAGCCGUGCUGGUCAACAUCAGCAGGGGAGACGUGGUGAACCAGGACGACCUGUACCAGGCCUUGGCCAGUGGCCAGAUUGCAGCUGCUGGACUGGAUGUGACAACCCCGGAGCCACUGCCUACGAGCCACCCUCUGCUGACCCUGAAGAACUGUGUGAUCCUGCCCCACAUUGGCAGUGCCACCCAUGGAACCCGAAACAUCAUGUCCUUGUUGGCAGCCAACAACUUGCUGGCUGGCCUGAGAGGGGAGCCAAUGCCCAGUGAACUCAAGCUGUAGCCAGACAGGAAGCACCGAGGGCCAGGCAGACAUGCCCGGGAUGCUGUCGGCUGUGCCAGGCUUGAUUUGGACCCACAGGACAGGAGCCAUGGAAAAGUCCGAUCUGGGCUGAUGCUGCAGAGGGAAGACUGGUGCUGGGAGAUGUGCUUGCCACUCUUGUGGUUGGAAACAUCUGCGCCAAAAGUGUGUAAUUGUAUUAAAUAAUUCUCUGAGA
Myotis brandtii (Brandt's bat) is the source of this 1717-nucleotide messenger RNA. RefSeq names its product glyoxylate reductase/hydroxypyruvate reductase (gene GRHPR). Gene Ontology annotation, molecular function: hydroxypyruvate reductase (NADH) activity; NAD binding; hydroxypyruvate reductase [NAD(P)H] activity. The record is from RefSeq and is a predicted model, not a curated record. The transcript has 11 exons. Gene Ontology annotation, cellular component: cytosol. Bases 16 to 1503 code for a protein of 495 amino acids. Lineage: Eukaryota; Metazoa; Chordata; Mammalia; Chiroptera; Vespertilionidae.